CCUCGCUGGGAAGAUGGCGCUCUCCAGGGUGUGCUGGGCUCGGACUGCUCUGUGGGGUUCAGCGGUCACCCCCGCACCUUAUGUCACCCGGAGGCUGCAACUUGUUCGCUUUGGACUGGCCUGGGGGGCCCCUCGGUGAGGGACCUGGAGAAGGAAAAGCAUUUUUUGAUGUCUUCAAAGCUUCACCUUUCUCCAAAGGCAGAUGUGAAGAGCUUAAUCUCUUAUGUGGUGACUAAGACAAAAGUGAUUAGUGGGAAGUACCAUCGUUUUUUGGAUCGUCAUUUCCCCCGCUUCUAUGUCCUGUACACAACCUUCAUGAAAGGAUUGCAGAUGAUUUGGGCUGAUGCCAAAAAGACUAAAAGAAUAAAGACAAACAUGUGGAAGCACAAUAUAAAGUUUCAUCAACUCUCAUACCGGGAGAUGGAGCAUUUGAGACAGUUCCGUCGAGACGUCACCAAGUGUCUCUUCCUAGGUAUUAUUUCCAUUCCGCCCUUUGCCAACUACCUGGUCUUCUUGCUAAUGUAUCUGUUUCCUAGGCAACUACUGAUCAAACAUUUCUGGACCCCAAAGCAACAAAUUGACUUCUUAGAGAUCUAUCAUGCUAUUCGGAAGCAGUCCCACCCAGAAAUCCUCUGUUAUUUAGAAAAAAUUACCCCCCACAUUUCUGAUGCAGGACUCCGGUGGCACAUGACAGAGCUGUGCACCAAGAUGCAGCGCGGUACCCAUCCGGCAGCACAGGAUAUCCUGGCUCUGAGAGAGGGUUUCUCUAAGCGUCCUCUGGGCAUGGACCAACUCCCUACUUUGCAAAUGAAAGCCUUGAGUCGAGCUAUGCUUCUCACGCCUCACCUGCCAUCUGCCUUGUUGAGACACCGUUUAAAGACUCACACCACUGUGAUUCACCAGCUGGACAAGGCUUUGGCAAAGCUGGGGAUCAGCCAGCUGACCGCACAGGAAGUGAAAUCGGCUUGUUAUCUUCGUGGCUUGAAUUCUACCCUUAUUGCAGAAGAGAGGUGUCGGACUUGGCUGGCGGAAUGGCUGCAGAUUUCCUGUAACCUGAAGGAAGCUGAGCUGUCCCUUUUGCUACACAAUGUGAUCCUGCUUUCCAUCAACUACACUGGGACGAGGCGCUGAGGGAACGUGUAGCGGAUGCCACUGUCCUGCCGUCACAGCACCGCAGCGUGGGACCAAGCAGUACUUGUCAGCACAGUCUGUGUGCACUGCUGGGUGUGUGAGAGGCCGAGGAGCGGGUGCCACGGGCUUCAGUGCGGCACCCAAGUGGGAGCUGGAACCGAAACAAACCCUCUUACAGAGGUGGCCCAUGUGAGGUGUCAUUCCCAACUCCCUUGGAAUUAGCUGGCAGUGGAAGCAGCCACUGUACUGGGCUGUUACUGUGACACGCUUAGUGCAGAUCCUAGGAAGCGUCUGCCCCAGGUGGGAGUCCUCGUCUGGCCUAGGGCCCAGCACUGCGACCUUCUUUUGAGCAGUGUUUUUGUUAAAGCCGGUUUCUGGCUGGUGAGGGGACAGCGCCACUUACACUGGAGCAGUUACAUGCAUGUCCUCUGAUGCUCCUCUGAACCCUGAGGUGACCAAAAAUAAGAAAUUUUUUUGUCCCUUUCAUUGGGGUAACUAACCUCUCUUUCCUUCUCAAAUCCUUUUACCACUGUAACUUUUUUCCUGAAUAAGAAAAAGUUGCAUUUUUCAUUUUUUAGUGAAUAACUUAUGGGAACAUUUGAAUAGAAAAGAUGAAAGGAAAUACAAGCGCUUCUUGACCCCUUCCCUGGGGUUUAAAGCCUUCACACCCUUGUCUUAAUUUCUGGGCUGUGCUACAAUCCCUGUGGAUCUUAAACUCUUUGCUACCUCCACUGUGUUGCAGCCUUCCCACUGUCACCUACAGUGGCUGCCUUCUUUGGGCCGAGGAUGAAGCCCGUCCCGUACUAGUUACUACCCAGCCUGGGAGGCCAGGAGAGGUCUGCAUCAAGAUAGUAAGUUGGGGUUAGCUUUUGUCUCUGUAUGUCCAUCAGUGACCUGUAGUAACUUAUUGUGAAUGCAUGAAGUACUGUUUUUAAACCCAAGUAAAGACGGUCUGAAAUCAAUUGCUGGAAA
Messenger RNA from Phyllostomus hastatus (greater spear-nosed bat), 2103 nucleotides. It is a transcript of the gene LETMD1, whose product is annotated as LETM1 domain containing 1. Lineage: Eukaryota; Metazoa; Chordata; Mammalia; Chiroptera; Phyllostomidae. Gene Ontology annotation, cellular component: mitochondrial inner membrane. Gene Ontology annotation, biological process: intracellular monoatomic cation homeostasis. The coding region runs from base 169 to 1131 and encodes 320 amino acids. Gene Ontology annotation, molecular function: ribosome binding. The transcript has 9 exons. The record is from RefSeq and is a predicted model, not a curated record.